This is a messenger RNA of Linum trigynum, 1040 nucleotides long. Lineage: Eukaryota; Viridiplantae; Streptophyta; Magnoliopsida; Malpighiales; Linaceae. The record is from the annotation of a GenBank genome assembly.
UAGGAAUCAAAGAAGAAGAAUAUUUAGUUUAUCGUAACUUUUAUCUUUUGUCUUUUAGGAAAAUUAGAAGUACCUUAACUUUUAUCUUUUAUGCGCAACAAGAGGUAUCAUAGCCUAGUUUCGAGAACCGAGCUCGGAUGGGCUCUCGCCAGGGCAAUGGUUGCGCCAUAUCUAGAAGAUUAUGAAGCGUAUCCAAAAGUUAUUGGAGGAUGGAAGGCGUGCAGCCGAUGGAGGCCUAGCAAGGCCGACCUGCGAAUCCUCAAGAGUAAUGCCGAGGAAGAGGUCGAACCGGGAAUUGAUUCCUCUGCAUCUGAUGGAACGAGCUCUGGAAGGCUCUCAAUCGGGGAGCAAACGCAACGUACCGUGGAGAUCAUUGAGUGUAACACCACGCACUUAGAAGCAUGGCGUCUAUGGAUGGAUACCAGUGACCCAACCGAAGCAGCGAAGGCACUUGAGGCCAUGGAGAUGAUGGAGAAGUCGAUUUCCUCGAUCGCAACCCAUCAUGUUAGCGUCGUCGUAGAUCAUAGCGGAUACUAAGCUCAUAGAUGAAGUAGACAUCGAUGGUCGAGUCAUUCUCUCCUUAGUCGGGUAGAGCUUCAACUGAUUAUGAGUGUAAAGUUGGUUUCUAACUGAGUUCUAAGAUCCUAUUUCUAGUACAAGAGAGAGUGAGUAAACUGGGGCUUUUCCUCCUAAACUAGGCCAGAAGCUUCGUAACACCACUAAAACAAAUGGUACGAGUUGUUAAACAAAUAUGGAUACUACUUCAACAUAGGUGGAUACCAAUUUGUGGAUUUUGGAUACUAGUUCAUCAAAGUUUGCAUACUAGUUCAAGUAUAGUUGAAUACUACUUAUCUAUGUGUAGAUACUAGUUCAUGCAAUUUAUUUAAUAAUUCAUCAAAGUCUAGAUACUAGUUCAUUAAAACAAAAAUUCUACCAAGUGUGCAACAAAACAUGGUAUCCAUGCCCUGUGUUGAAGUAGUAUCCAUGUUUUGUUGAACACUUGGGUAGCAUUUUGGUUUUAAUGAACUAGUAUCCAGACU